Molecule: messenger RNA, 715 nt
Organism: Hyla sarda
Lineage: Eukaryota; Metazoa; Chordata; Amphibia; Anura; Hylidae
Product: gastrula zinc finger protein XlCGF66.1-like
Exons: 5
Coding region: 173-715 (180 amino acids)
Biological process (GO): regulation of DNA-templated transcription
Source: RefSeq, a predicted model, not a curated record
AUGUAAUGAUGAGAUGGGGAGUGUGAUGGAAGGGUCAUCUGUGUCAGGAUAGUGGACCAGUGAGCAAUUAGGUGACUGGAGAUACAGGAAUGAUUCCGGCGCUGGAUGAGUAAUUGCAGGAGAGCAGCAGCAGGUUCCUUAGAUACAGGACUCUCAUAGAUAAAGUCUAAAGAUGAUGGAGGACAGAGACCACAUAGCUGCCCGAAUACUGGACCUCACCAUAGAGAUCAUCUACUGGAUAUCUGGAGAGGAUUACACAAUAGUGAAGAAGAAAUCGGGGGAGUGUGUGGCCACCAGCAGCCAUCUCCAUGAGUCAGGAGGAUGGAGCAGGGCCCGGUGCCCCAUCAUGGAGCCUCCACCUUACUCACUGAUACAUGAGGAGAAGAUCCUAGAACUCACCCACAGGAUCACUGAGCUGCUGACUAGAGAGGUUCCUAUAAGGUGUCAGGAUGUGGCGGUCUAUUUCUCCAUGGAGGAGUGGGAGUAUGUAGAAGGACACAAGGAUCUGUACCAGGACAUAGUCAUGAUGGAGGAUCACCGCCCCCUCACAUCACAAGAUGGAGUCAUUGAUAGAAAUCCACCCGAGAGUUGUCCCCGCCCUCUGUAUUCCCAGGACUGUCCAGAGGGAAAUGUCCCAGAGAACCAUCAGGUAGAUGAGAUUUCUGUAAAUCCUCUAUACAUUGAUGUUUCGUUGAAAGCUUCCUUACGUUUCUAG